Molecule: messenger RNA, 958 nt
Organism: Xenia sp. Carnegie-2017
Lineage: Eukaryota; Metazoa; Cnidaria; Anthozoa; Malacalcyonacea; Xeniidae
Exons: 1
Coding region: 44-754 (236 amino acids)
Source: RefSeq, a predicted model, not a curated record
ACCUGUCGCAACAAUUUCCGCAGUAAAAUAUGGCUCAAACGUUAUGCAUUUGGGAUCUUUCAUCAUCCACAAAGAGUAUCGAGAUCUGGACUACGCCAAACGUAUUUUACAAGUUAUGAGAGAACGCCAUGAUGAAAAGCCAGCAAGUACAAUAAAAGUGUGGUACGCUCUAGCUUCACACGUUGAAUUUCAAAAGAAGAUGUUUGGUGCUGUUUGUCAAUGGCCAGUUGGCAUUUACGAUCUCAAUGUAAGAAGAAGUUUAGACAAACUUCAAGGUUAUUCAAGCCAUUUUCAGUUGAAUCAUAUCGAUGUAAAUAACAUGCAUGACGUGCUAGUUUAUGACAAUAAAGUGUUCGGAUACAAACGAGCAAAACUCUUGAGAAUGUGGUUAGGUUCACCUGGUACUCAUGCCCAAGUAGCGUUUAGCCAAGAUGGAAGAAUUUUAGGCUACGUUGUUGUGAGAUUAGCCUUCUUCCCUGAAGAAGGUUACAAACUUGGUCCACUUUAUUGCGAAGACAUCGAAGUAGGAAAAUCCCUUAUAAAAAGUGUUUUCGAAGAUAUCAACGAUCACGGCUUUUCACGAUCGAAUUCUGUCAUCGUUGACAGCCCAACGGGACGGAAUGCAAAAGCAAAAGAGUUGAUGGAAUUUCUGGAUGGUAAAUAUCUUGGGAAUACCUAUUAUUCAACAACAAACCGUCUCCCUAAUGCAUCUUUCGAUCAAUGGUUUGCUAUUUUUUCACCUGCAUACGGAUAGAGUUUAAAAAUUAUAUAGACAAUCUUAUGGAAGAUCAAAUUCUUGGACAAAAAGAACGAUAUCAUUAUAUAACGAAAUGUGAUUAGAAUGCGUCAUAUCAUUUCAAAAAAGGACAUGAACAUUUUUGACAGUAAAGCUUGUUAUAGCACACUGAAUAAUUACGCCUUUGUAAUUUGUAUCAACAUAUCAAUUGUAAAUGAGAAG